AUGGACACAUCAAAAAGUGCCGAACAGGUAAGCAUGACCACGCCAGACGAUGAAUUGGGACCGGAGAAACUCGACAUUCAACUUACUGAAAUGAAGAAGGCCGAGGCUAACGGCCACAUUGAGGAUGAUGAGCCAGAACAGCCUAUCCAGUUGAAAGUUUAUGGUCGAAGAUGGAUAAUCCUGACCGUUGUGGCGAUGUUGAAUAAUACCAACACUAUGUCAUGGAUUGCCUUCGCUCCCGUUGCAAAUUACGUCAACAUUUUUUAUGGGGAAAACAGUGCUGCGUGGUUUUCGAUGGUUUAUAUGAUGUGCACCAUACCUGUGGGUUUCUUUGCCAUGUGGGCUGGACGAAAGUUCGGUCUAAGAAGUGCAAUAUUAAUAGCAGGAUGGACAAAUGGUAUCGGAGGACUGAUACGUCUAUUGAGCUCGUUUCUACCACUACAAUACCGCUUUACCGUCGGUAUCACAGGACAAGCCAUUGCAGCUAUCGCUUAUCCGUUUAUUAUGUUCCUUCCUACUAAGGUUGCUGCGUCUUGGUUCCCUGACAAUCAGCGUGGGUUGGCAACAACUAUAGGUGUGAUGUCAAACCCUCUUGGAGUACUUCUUGCCAAUAUUAUAAGCCCUCAGAUGGUGAAAGCGCCUCAGCACGUUGUUUACUUAAAUAUCUUCACAUUUGUGCCUUCUGCUGUCGCCAUGAUUCUCGCUACGCUGUUUGUUAGAAGGAGUGAGCCGAAAAUUCCUCCGACGUACAGUGCAAGCAAGCCGCAGAUGGACUUCAUUCCUGGUCUCAAAUCAUGCAUGACCUCAAAACAAUAUCUCAUUCUCUUCUUCGUUAUGGGCGGUGGAAUCGGCAUGUUCAAUUGUUUAUACACCAUUAUGCAGGAACUGUUGUGUCCGUCUGGCUAUUCCAACUCUUUCGUUGGCAUCUGCGCUGCUUUGAUGAUCAUCGGUGGUAUCGUCGGUGCUGCAGGAAGCGGUAUCUUCGUUGAUCGCACGAAGAUGUACGAGGAAACCAUGAAGGUCGCAAUGGGGUUAGCAGUUGUAUUUGGUCUCAUUUUCAUGCAGCUCACGCUGCACCCGAAUUUUGCACCAUUCCUCGCAGCUACAUGUGUUCUGUUCGGAAUAUUCGGCUUGGCUACUUACCCUGUUGGUUUGGAACUGUCCGCAGAAUGUACGUUCCCGGUAUCGGAGGCUACUUCUACCGGACUCAUCGUUUUAUCAGGCCAGGUCCAAAGCGUUUUGUACGUUCUCAUCAUGAAGCAGUUCAGUCGGCCACUACAACCUGAUCGGAUGGACAUUCAGGUUUGUUCAUUGGACGAGAAUGAUACCAUGAAUCAGCCAAAGGACAAUACGCAGGCUGUAAUGGUUUUCUCUUUACUGGCUGCUCUUCUCGUUCUGGUGUUGGUGAUUCUGUUCAAGCCCGUCUAUCGCCGAAUAGAAGCGGAAAAAGAGAACCGGGCACGGCUCGAUAAAGACAAGGAAGCACGAUUGAACGAUCAAAAGGUUACACUACCACGAGAAAAUGCUAUCCAGCCUCUGACUGAACCGCAGCAGCUCUGAAAUU
This is a messenger RNA of Cylicocyclus nassatus, 1564 nucleotides long. NCBI's taxonomy places the organism in Eukaryota, Metazoa, Nematoda, Chromadorea, Rhabditida, Strongylidae. The record is from the annotation of a GenBank genome assembly.